AUGCUUCAACAACAUUCUCGUCUAUCAAAUAGUGAUGAUGAUUCCGGUUGUGCUUUGGAAGAAUAUGCUUGGUGUCCACCGGGUCUUAAAGCAGAACAAGUUCGACAAUUUUUUAAAUGUUUUCCUGAAGAUAAAGUCCCAUUUCUUAAUUCAAUUGGUGAAAAAUAUCGAACGAAAAUGCUUGAAGAACAAUUACCUCCACAUGAUUCUGAUCCAAAAUAUUGUCGUUCAUUGAAUGAAGAUGAAAAAAAUGAAUUAAGAAUAUUCAAUGAACAACAACGACAUAAUGCACUUGGUCGUGGUUCUGCUAAACAAUUACCAUUGACACAAUCACCGAUACCUUGUCGUGGAUGUCAAAAAUUGAUUGACUCAGGUUCGAUAUGUGUAUUUGCCGAACGAGCCGGUCGUACUGGUCUUUGGCAUCCAGAAUGCUUUACUUAUGGUCAACUUUAUUGUGGACGACAUCAUGCUGAAUUAUAUAAACCACGAUGUACAGCAUGUGAUGAAAUCAUCUUCGGUGAUGAAUGUACUGAAGCCGAAGGUUAUAGUUGGCAUAUGGAUCAUUUUUGUUGUUCAAAUUGUAAAAAACGUUUAGGUGGUGAACGUUAUGUUAUGCGUCAAACUCAACCAUAUUGUUUAAAUUGUUUUGAAACAAUGUAUGCUGAAUAUUGUGAUACAUGUGGUGAACGUAUUGAAACUGAUCAACCACAAAUGGCACAUGAAUCUCAACAUUGGCAUGCAACAGAUACUUGUUUUUAUUGUUAUACAUGUCGUAUACCACUUCAUAAUCGUGGUUUUUUUCCACGUUAUGGUGCAUUGUUUUGUUCAAAUGAAUGCGCAUCACAACGAAAUAAUCGUUUAAUAAAUACAAAAUUAAUUCAACAAAACAGAUUUCAUCAAAGUCCUGAUAUUAUACCAACAUCAUAUACACAUACAAAUCAACAUGUUACAAUUAUUCCAGCACGUCCUAUAACUACAAAUCAACAACAAAAAAUUAUAUCAAAUCGACGAACAAAAGAACAAACAGGUUAUGUAUCAGAUGGAGCUGGUGUUCAAAAAUAUAAACGUGAUUAUAAUAAUGGUUAUUUAUCUGAUGGUACUGGUAGUCGUCGUUAUAAUCGUAAUCAUCAACCACAAGUAUUUCUUCAAUAUCAAUCAUCUCCUAAUUCAAUAUUAUCAAAUGAUCAUCAUGAAAAACAAAAAUUAAAUAUAACAAGAAGUCGUUCACGUGAACCAAUACAAUUUUAUAAUGAUUUAAAUCUUGAGCAACUUGAUCGUCAUGGUGCAACACUUGAAAUUGCACGUUGUUCAACAUCAAAAUCAUCACGUGCAUCAUUACCUGAUUUAAGUCAUAAACCUAUAUCAAAACCAAAAAUAAAAACUUAUCCAACAAUAUCACAAGAAACAUUAGUUGAACAACCAAAUCGUUUAAAAAAUUUUGAUUCAAAUGAAAUUAUGUAUCCUAUAUCAAGACCAAAAUCAACAGCUUAUUCAACGAUAUCAUCACAAUUUCCACGUUCACGUUCAUUAAAUGGUUCAUCACGUUUUACAAAACAACAUCAUGUUCGUUUUGUUGAUGAUGAAGAUAAAGAAAAAAUUUAUAAACGAUCACCAACAAUGAGUCAUAAAUCAUCAAAGAAAAAUAUUUCAACAAUACGUCGAUCAUCUUCAUCAUCAUCGUCCGAAGAUGAUGAUGAACACGAUGAUUUUAAUUCAAUUUAUCAUCAAUUUGAUAUACAUGGAAAUCGCAUUAGAAAACCAAUGAAUUAUGGAACAAAAAUAAGUUAUGUUGAUGAAUGUGGUAGUCGUGGUACAAAUACAAUAAAUCCCGCAUUAAUGAAAAAAUCAACGACAUUAAAUAAAAACGAUAAGAAAUCAAAUGGUGGUCGAAGGAAAAAAGAUUGUAUUAUUAGUUAA
Rotaria sp. Silwood2 is the source of this 1917-nucleotide messenger RNA. Lineage: Eukaryota; Metazoa; Rotifera; Eurotatoria; Philodinida; Philodinidae. The record is from the annotation of a GenBank genome assembly.